GACAUAACCAAAGUUAACCAAUAUAUGCAACGGUUAGUGAAGACAUUAUAAACGUCAACUUUGAGCUUGUGCAACUUCGAUACACUUGACACAUUUUUUUGGGAAGCUAUACACGAUGAUGGAAAAUUAAAAUGGUGAGGAAGAAAAAGCUGCUGGUGUUUGAAAUUUGUGGAAGCAUGAUGUGGGAUGGAUAAACAACAACAAAACUCCACUAUGGCCUCUAAUGACCCCAACCUUCCUGACCCCUCUGGUGACCCCCAGCCUGGUGACCUCAUUGAAAUCUUUAGACCGGCCUAUCAGCACUGGGCUCUCUACCUGGGAGAUGGUUACAUCAUCAACUUAACUCCUCUUGAUGAGAACCAGGCAGCCCCCAUGUCCAGUGUGAAGUCCGUCUUUAGCAGGAAGGCGGUGGUGCGCAUGCAGCUGCUGAAGGAGGUGGUGGGAAGCGACUCGUACCGCGUCAACAACAAGUACGACCACAACCACACACCCCUGCCCGUCUCCGAAAUCAUUCAGCGAGCACAAGUCCUCAUUGGCCAGGAGGUGUCCUACGACCUGCUGGGGAGCAACUGCGAGCACUUUGUCACCCUCCUGCGCUACGGGGAAGGAGUUUCUGAGCAGGCUACACGGGCCAUUGGGGCCAUCAGUUUGGUGACGGCAGCAGCCAGUGCCUUUUCUGUCCUGGGACUGAUCAACACACGAUCCAGAAAGAAGCCUUUUUGACAGCUGUGUUCUUCACUGAAGGAUGAUGUCCCCCAACAUUCAUGCAGCUGUGAUCGAGACUAAUUAAAAACUUAAUAAAGAUGAUUAAUAAAAGUGAAAAUGUUACUUGUGUUACUUGUUCAUAAACUG
This is a messenger RNA of Pungitius pungitius (ninespine stickleback), 852 nucleotides long. RefSeq names its product phospholipase A and acyltransferase 1 (gene plaat1). Gene Ontology annotation, molecular function: glycerophospholipid phospholipase A1 activity; A2-type glycerophospholipase activity. Gene Ontology annotation, cellular component: cytoplasm. The transcript is spliced from 6 exons. Lineage: Eukaryota; Metazoa; Chordata; Actinopteri; Perciformes; Gasterosteidae. Bases 187 to 723 code for a protein of 178 amino acids. Gene Ontology annotation, biological process: N-acylphosphatidylethanolamine metabolic process. The record is from RefSeq and is a predicted model, not a curated record.